AUGGAUGUGCAACUAUACGUGUACGACCUCUCCCGAGGUCUUGCACGUCAAAUGUCACAGCAAUUCUUAGGAACACACAUAGAUGCCGUAUACCACACUUCGAUCGUCCUUGACGGUAUAGAAUACUAUUAUGCGUCGGGUAUACAGACAUGUCGAGCAGGCACUACCCACCAUGGAAAACCAAUGGAGGUUGUCAAGCUUGGACGGACGGAUCUUCCACUAGAUGUGAUCUUGGAAUAUUUAGAGUCUCUCAAGGAAAUAUACACACCCGAGUCGUACGAUCUCUUUGCGCACAACUGUAACAACUUCUCCAACGACUUCUCCAUGUUUCUUGUUGGAAAGGGUAUACCCGACCACAUCACUUCGCUGCCCCAAACUGUCCUCAACACACCCUUUGGGCAGAUGCUCAAGCCCCAGAUUGAAGCUGCCAUGCGGCCUAUUACCCAAGCGCCUGCACCUCAUCCAGUCGAUCCGCGUCCAGCAGCUGCGAGCUCGGGUACACAGAAUCGACCUGCGACCACCAAUGGACAUGCAAGCGCUCUGGAAAUGAACACAGGCAGGGUCAACAACGUCGUAUCUAUACAGGAAGUAGACCGGCUUCUGGAUCUGGCAAAAGAUCGAUGCGCCAUCAUAUUUUUUACGAGCGCAAACUGUGCGCCCUGCAAAAUCGUGUACCAACCGUAUGAUGAUCUCGCAGCUGAGGCAGGCAGCAAGUGCGUCUUCAUCAAGAUUGAUUUCACCCAAGCUGAUCGCUCCAUUAACGCCCGUUACCCGGAUGUGCGGGCCACCCCAACUUUCAUCACAUAUGUAAAGGGCAAGAAGUAUGAUGAAUGGAGCGGAGCCAACCCUUCUUCGUUGCGAAGUAACGUCGAGAUGCUGCUGAAUACUUGUUUCCCACCGCAUCCCCAUCUCAUAAGGAGCACGCCGAUGCUGCUAGGACAAAACCAGCGAUCCAUUACCUUUACCAAAGUGCCACCGCUCUCCAAAGUCGUUGCCAAGAUGGGCGAGGUAGGCAAAGACCCGGCCGUCUCCUCCAUCGUAUCCUUUAUCGAAGCUCGCGAAAAAUCUGGGGCUAUCGAAGCUCCCCUUGGUAAGCUCCCCCAGUUCGCCGAGUUCCUCAGGAAAAGCACGUCUCUACUAUCCCCCGAGCUGCUCUUCACAGCCUAUGACCUCUUCCGAGUUGCCCUUACAGACAUUCGAGUGGCCGGCUUCUUCGCAGAAGAGCACAAAGGCGCGACAGGGACCCCAGCAACAGUCCAUCACCUACUGCAGCAUGUCAAUGCGCUUGGAGAAACUGCGCCCUACUAUCUUCGCCUCACAAACUUGCACCUAUCAUGCAACCUCUUCACCUCGCCCCUCUUCAUCCCACAUAUACUCUCGCACCCCCUCUCAGAAACACUCAUCUCCAUCCUCACCACCGCCCUUCUCGACGACAAACACCCCGCGCUCAAGACUUCCGCCCUCAGUCUAGCCAUGAACAUCGCCUCAGCCAACCACCGCAUCCGCAUGCGAAAGCACGGCGCCAAUACUGAUCCCGCUACACCCGAGGCCGCAGAGCUCCCCGUUCCAGAGCAAGUCGAACUGCUCGCCUCGCUGCUGGAGAAUCUCAGUGCAGACGGACAGUGGAGCGAUGACAAGAAGAUGGGCCUGAUUGCUACCGGCUGGCUGGUCUAUGGAGCCGAUGUCGAGGGCGAGCUGAGGGAUACGUGGAAGGUUAUGGAUGCAGCGGGUACGGUGGAUAAGCUACAGCCUCGUUCUGGGGAGGAUAGGCUGUUGAUUAAGGAGGUUAAGGGGUUGCUUGAGUGCUAA
Molecule: messenger RNA, 1809 nt
Organism: Plenodomus lingam JN3
Lineage: Eukaryota; Fungi; Ascomycota; Dothideomycetes; Pleosporales; Leptosphaeriaceae
Biological process (GO): protein modification by small protein removal
Molecular function (GO): peptidase activity
Source: RefSeq, a predicted model, not a curated record